This is a messenger RNA of Fraxinus pennsylvanica, 510 nucleotides long. The record is from the annotation of a GenBank genome assembly. Lineage: Eukaryota; Viridiplantae; Streptophyta; Magnoliopsida; Lamiales; Oleaceae.
AUGGCGCAAUCGAAUACGUUGAUGAUUAUAAUGGGGAGGCCUUUGAUUGUGCUGAUCAGUGGUACUCUUGUGUACUACCAUUGUUCCUACCGGAAUUCGAGUGUUGUUUCACUUCUCUCCGAUGUAUUCAUCGUCCUUUUGUGCUCGCUGGCCAUUCUCGGCCUCCUUUUCCGCCAUAUGAAUGUCGCUGUCCCUGUCGAUCCUCUUGAGUGGCAGAUUUCGCAGGACGCUGCGAAUUCGAUAUUCGCCUGCUUGGCUAACACCAUCGGCGCUGCCGAGUCCGUCCUCCGCGUCGCCGCCACCGGCCACGACAAGCGCCUCUUUUUUAAGGUGGUUGCCUGUUUAUAUGUUCUAUCAGCCAUUGGAAGAGUAGUUUCAGGCGUCACUGUUGCAUAUGUAGGAUUAUGCUUGCUUUGUCUCUAUAUGCUCGUCGAGAACUCACAAUCAAAUGGCUCCUGUUUGGCAAGAUUUUCUGCGAGGAGAGAGGACACAAUUUCUUUGCAAGAUUAA